Molecule: messenger RNA, 1098 nt
Organism: Didymodactylos carnosus
Lineage: Eukaryota; Metazoa; Rotifera; Eurotatoria; Philodinida; Philodinidae
Source: the annotation of a GenBank genome assembly
AUGGAAGAGCCAAGGAUACCCACACACUCCAGUUACGGUACAUCGAAUAUGGACAAUUAUAAAGAAUCGUCUGAGCGUAAAUUGCAAGCAGCAGAAGAUUUACUUUUGUUUAGUCGAGGUAAUUCGACAACUAACAAUAUUCAAGAAAGAAUAUCUUGUUCUCAAGAACAUGAUAUAUCUCUAAAACCAAAGAAACCACAUCCAAAAUUUAGAAAGUAUGUAACUAAUGAGCAUGAACUACAAUCUUCAUCCUCGUUUAAUAAUCUUGUUUCAUCGUCUCCCGAUUCUGCCUCAAUUAUUUCCAAUACGUCAAGGUCAUCACCGCCAAUCAAUUCAUUAUUUCACCAAAUGACAUUGACUGCCAGUGAACCUAUAGCUGUACAGCAGCAACAACAAGCAUUAAUCUCAUCCACUGAUCUCUUAUACUCAUCUCGUAACAUAAGACAAGAUUUAUCAUCCCCAUCAUCCGAUGGCCCAACGGACAGUGACAGUGAUUUUUAUUCUCAUCAAACCGAUGACAAUUCGUGUUCAUCAUUAUCAUAUCAUUCUUCAUCGUCUCCAACGUCUCCUUCUUCUGAACAGUCUUCCAAUGAUUGCCAUAUUUUGUACAUUAAUAUUAACGGCCAAUACAUCCCGAUUGCAACAACAACAUUUCCUCUUCAAACAGAAAUCUUAACGCAACCAAUAACUCUUAUUCCACCACAAUCGCCAUUACUAUCGGUCAGUAAUCAAAUCAACAAGAAUACUUCAGAACCACCACUUCCACUACUACCACAAACACAACAUGGUCCUUCAACAGUGGAACCAACCAAUCAAUCCUCCAAUAGAAAGAAAAAUUAUGUUUGUUCACACAAUGGAUGUAAAAAAGCUUAUUAUAAAAGUUCACAUUUGAAAGUGCAUAUGCGAUUGCAUACGGGUGAAAAACCAUUUCGUUGUUCGUGGUCAGAUUGCCAUAAAACAUUUGCACGUUCCGAUGAAUUAUCUCGUCAUCGUCGAACUCAUACGGGUGAAAAAAAUCAUGUUUGUACAAAAUGUCAAAAAGCAUUUAUGCGUAGUGAUCAUUUAGCCAAACAUUAUAAACGUCAUUCAACAUCAUGA